AUGUGUGGGGAUGCGUCCUCUGCCAGCGGCGCGGCGGACGGCGAGGCCUCGACCUCCUCAUCCUCCUUCCACGCGGCCUCCUCCACCACCGCCGCGGCCGGCACUGCCGGCGACGCCUUUCAGGACGCGCUGCUCGCGCGCUUCCACGAAUGCCUCGCGCUGGAGCGGCAGGCGGAGCGCGCCGAGGUGGACGCGCUGCACGAGUCGCUCCCGGCCAAGGAGCUCGAGCGGCGCGGCCUCGCGCUGCACCGGCUGCGCAUCCUCUCGACCGAGACGGCGCUCUUCGGCCGCGCGCAGCUCACGCUGCAGCUCUCCGGCGCGCGGCCGCUGCCGCCGACGAGGCUCUCGCCCGGCGCGAUGGCGACGCUCCGUCCGGCGGCGGCGGCGGCGGCUGCCGGCUCGACGUGCACCAUCACCGCACUGCGCGCGAGCACGCUCACCGUCACGUUUGAGGAGCUGCCCGGCGAGGAGGAGCUCGCCGAGCCGCUCACGCUCUCGCUCCUCCACAACGACGUCACCUACCGCCGGCUCGACGCGGCGCUCUCCGCGCUGCGGGCGGGCAGGCUGCCGCCCGCCUCCGCGCCGCUCUGCCGCGCGCUCCUCGACGGCGACGACGGCGCCGCGCUGAGCUGCGGCCCCGCCCUCGGUGCGACCGAGCCGCUGCCGGCGGAUCAGCUCGUCAACCGGGGCCUGAACGCGGGCCAGCGCCUCGCCGUGGCCCUCAUCCACGGGCCUCCCGGCACCGGCAAGACGACGGCGGUGGUGGAGCUGAUCCGGCAGGCGGUGCUCGCCUCGGCCGCCUCGAACGUCGCCGUCGACAACAUGGCCGAGCGGCUGCUGAGCGGAGAGGCAGGUGGCAAGCCGCUCCGGGUCGCGAGGCUGCUGCCUUCGGUGCUCGGCGCGUCGCUCGACGCCCGCCUCGCCGUCUCGGACGGCGCCGCCAUCGUCCGCGACGUCAAGGGCGAGCUGUCUGCGGCGCGCACCCAGCUGCGGCGCGAAGGCAGGCGCGCUCGCGCCGCUCUCAAGGCGGAGGUGUCGACGCUCCGCCGCGAGCUGGCCGAGCGGCAGAGGCGAUCCGUGAGGCAGCUGCUCGAGGCGAGCCAGGUGGUGCUGUGCACAAACACGGGCGCCGCCGGCCGACGCGACCACCAGCAGCUUCCGCCCGUCGUCAAGUCGGAGGAGGCGGGCAGGAGGGGCUUCGGCGUCACGCUCUUCGAGCGGCUCCUCCGCGGCCCGCACGGAGCGGGGCUCGGCGUGAUGCUCACCACGCAGUACCGGAUGCACGCGGCCGCGCCGCUCAUGCUCAUCGAUACCGCGGGCUGUGAUUGCGAGGAGGACGAGGGCGAGGGAGGCGGCGGCGCGAACGGCGGAGGCACCAAGCGCCCCAGCGCCUCACCGCUCGUGGCGGAGUCGAAGAGCAACACGGCCGAGGCCCGCGUGGUCGGCCAGCACGUCCGCGCGCUGCUUGCUGCCGGGCUGCGGCACGGCGAGAUCGGCGUCAUCACGCCGUACAACGCGCAGGUCGAGGCGCUUCGCGAGGAGCUCGCGGCGGAGCGCGCCGUGCCGUCGGCCACGGGCGAGGGGUCCGCGCUCGAGGUGGGGACGGUGGACGGCUUCCAGGGGCGCGAGAAGGAGGCGAUCGUCAUCUCGCUGGUGCGCUCGAACGCGCAGCGCGUCGUCGGCUUCCUCUCGGAGAACCGCCGGAUGAACGUGGCAAUCACGCGCGGCCGGCGCCACGUCUGCCUUGUGGGAGACUCGGACACGGUCUCCGCCACGCCCUUCCUCGCGCGAAUGCUGCGCUACUUCGAGGAGCACGCCGACGUGCGCUCGGCAGCCCAGUACGGCGCGGACGCCGCCUCGGGCGGCCGACACGCGCCCUCCGCCAAGCUGGCCGGCGCCCGCCCUCCGGCCAAGGAGCUGCUGACCGAGUCGCAGGCGGAGGCGAAGCUGCGCGCGCGCCUGCAGAGCUUCCUGGCGGACGCGUCGCAGCGCUCGCACGCGCUCCCGGCCUCGCUCAAUUCGUUCGAGCGCAUGGUGGCGCACCGGCUUGCCGCGGAGCUCGGCCUCGAGCACGUCUCGACCGGGGAGGGCAAGCAGCGCUUCGUCACGCUCUACAAGGAGGGCGCGGCGCCGCCGACGGGCGCGGCGGGGGCGGCGGAGGAGCCGCGACAGGGUGCGGCGGCAGUGCGGGGGGGAGAGGCGGAGGUCGAGGCGCUCGCAGCGGCAGCGGACGGCGAGGCGCGCGGCGCGCCGUCCGAGCCAUCCGCCGCCGCGCCGGCCGCCGCCGCUGCCCCCGCCGCCCCCCCUCCGCCGCUCUCGACGGCGCCGAUGGACGAGGUGCAGCAGCAGCUGGCCUCGCGGGUCCGGGAGCUCUUCACGCAGCUGGCCGCGGCGGGCAUGCCGCCAAACGAGGCCGCGGCGCAGGCGAUGGUCGCCGCGCAGUCGGAGGCGGCCAAGGCGGAGGCGGCCAAGGCGGAGGCGGCCAAGGCGGAGGCGGCCAAGGCGGAGGCGGCCAAGGCGGAGGCGGCCAAGGCGGAGGCGGCCAAGGCGGAGGCGGCCAAGGCGGAGGCGGCCAAGGCGGAGGCGGCCAAGGCGGAGGCGGCCAAGGCGGAGGCGGCCAAGGCGGAGGCGGCCAAGGCGGAGGCGGCCAAGGAGGAGGCUGCGGGCAGGCCGGCGGGGGGCAGGCCGGCGAGGCCGACCAAGGCGCCGCAGGCAGCGGACGCGAGGGCGGCGGCAGCGCGGGCCGCGACGGCCCGAGCGGCGAUUUCGCGAGCGGCGCAGUCGGACGGCGAUGGGGCGGCAGCAGCCGCGGCGGCCGCAGCAGCCGCGGCGAGGGCGGCCGCACAGGCGGAGAGCAACGACGCGCUGCGCGAGGCGGCAUUGGCGAGGGAGGCGCGGCAGUGCGAGGCGGAGGCGGAGAGGCAGGCGGCCGACGAGGCGGUGCGGCGGGCGAUGCGCGAGGAGGAGGAGCAGCGGCGCAAGCAGCUCGCGCGUGCGAAGAAGGAGCGCCGCAAGCAGAGGAAGGGCGCAGAGGACGCUGGAGGCGGCGGCGACGACGAUGACGAUGUGGACGCGGCGCUCGCCGCCCUUGGGCUGGCGCCGAAUGGCGCGAGCGCAGCCGAGCCUAUGGCCAAUCCGACGGCGCCAUCCGCGCUGCCGUGGGGCCGCGACCGCGAGACCGAGCGCGAGCGAGAGCGCCUCCAGGCAAGGCUGCGCCAGAAGCUCGCGACUGGCGACGGGUCGCACCAGAAGCGGCAGCAGAAGAAGAAGUGAACGUGUUUAUCUUUUUAUGAGACAAACAAGCGUCGCUCGAA
Emiliania huxleyi CCMP1516 is the source of this 3314-nucleotide messenger RNA. RefSeq lists its product as hypothetical. The record is from RefSeq and is a predicted model, not a curated record. The coding region runs from base 1 to 3273 and encodes 1090 amino acids. The transcript is spliced from 7 exons. Gene Ontology annotation, molecular function: RNA binding; ATP hydrolysis activity; 5'-3' DNA helicase activity. NCBI's taxonomy places the organism in Eukaryota, Haptophyta, Isochrysidales, Noelaerhabdaceae.